Hemicordylus capensis (graceful crag lizard) is the source of this 2987-nucleotide messenger RNA. RefSeq names its product kinesin family member 18B (gene KIF18B). NCBI's taxonomy places the organism in Eukaryota, Metazoa, Chordata, Lepidosauria, Squamata, Cordylidae. Bases 251 to 2722 code for a protein of 823 amino acids. The record is from RefSeq and is a predicted model, not a curated record. Gene Ontology annotation, molecular function: microtubule binding; ATP binding; microtubule motor activity. Gene Ontology annotation, biological process: microtubule-based movement. The transcript is spliced from 16 exons.
CAGGCGGCUCCUCUAUCAAGGGUCUAUCCCAGACUUACUGCCUGCUCCAGCGUUACAUAAAACAAACGUCCAUUUAUCCCCCGCGCCCCGUCCUUCACCAAGUUGAAUAGCCAAUUAGGAGAAGACCGGAGGAAGUGCGUAACAGGCCAACUAGCCAAUGAGAAGUAAGCCAUGGGAGUGUUAUGAGAUUUGAACUGGAGGAGAGUGAAAGAACGUAGAACUGUCUUGUAGCAACGCGUGCUCCGUAACUAUGGUUCCCAUGCCACCUGCCGAAGAGGGCAGCGUAACGGUAGUGGUACGGGUGCGGCCGCAGACCCCAAGGGAGCAAGAAGGGAAUCGCCAAAGCGUGGUGCAGGUGGUCGGCAAAAGUAUGCUGGUGUUUGACCCCGAGGAACCCAGCCUGCCAGGGAUCUUUGCUGGUUUCCAGGCAGCUGACCCGGCUCCAAAACGGAAGGGCAAGGACCUGAAGUUUGUCUUUGACCAGGUGUUUGGUGAGAGUGCUUCCCAAACAGAGGUGUUUGAGAAUACAACCAAAGGGAUCCUGGAUGGUGUGUUGAAUGGCUACAACUGUUCAGUGUUUGCCUAUGGUGCAACAGGUGCUGGGAAAACUCAUACCAUGCUGGGAUCGGAGAAGGAUCCAGGCAUCAUGUACCUCACCAUGAAGGAACUCUACAAGCAAAUAGAGGCCAGGAAGGAAGAGAAGCACUGCGAGGUGUUCAUCUCCUAUCAGGAGGUGUACAAUGAGCAGAUCUAUGACCUGUUGGAACCAAAGGGCCCGCUGGCCAUCCGGGAGGACCCAGAGAAAGGGGUAGUGGUGCAAGCUCUCUCCUUUCACCAGCCCAAGUCUGCAGAGCAGCUCCUGGAAAUGUUGGCACGGGGAAACCAGAACCGUACACAGCACCCUACGGACAUCAACGCCACUUCUUCGCGCUCCCAUGCAGUCUUCCAGAUCUAUGUGAAACAGCAGGAUCGCAUAGUGGGCAUAACCCAGGAUAUGCGGGUGGCCAAGAUGAGUCUGAUUGACUUGGCGGGCUCAGAACGGGCCUCUGCGACCAACACCAAAGGGGAGCGACUCCGUGAGGGUGCCAAUAUCAACCGCUCCUUGCUGGCCCUCAUCAACGUCAUCAAUGCCCUGGCUGAUGCCAAAAGCAAAAAACCUCACAUUCCAUACCGGGACAGCAAGCUCACACGCCUUCUGAAAGACUCAAUUGGUGGAAACUGCCGUACGGUCAUGAUUGCUGCAAUUAGUCCCUCUGCACUUUCCUAUGAGGACACAUACAACACCCUCAAAUAUGCCAACCGGGCCAAAGAGAUCAAACUCUUUGUAAAAAGUAAUGUGCUGAGCUUGGACUGCCAUAUCAGCCAAUAUGCAACCAUCUGUGAGCAACUGAAAGCGGAGGUGGCAGACUUAAGAGGGAAACUCCGCGCUUAUGAGGAAAACGCUCCUGGGGUUAACUCCUGCACACCAGUUUGUCUGACUCCUCCUCCUAGCACUGAGAGGGAUGGGCUUCUCAGGUUAAAGGAGGCUGGUUUGGGUUGUGACAGCCUGAAUAAAGGUGAUGAUGGUGAGGUGGAGACGCACAAACAGAAUUGUGGCAGGUCUUCCGGAAAGGGCCACACAGAGCAGGAAUCGGUGAAGAAACCUGGGUGUUCCAGCACAGAGUCUUCAGAGCCAAUUAAAUGGGAGAAGCUGAAAGCUCGGUUGCAGGGAAUGGGCAAAGAGCAGCUGGAGAAGCUAGUAACGGUCAUCUUGUGUGUGGCGCAAAGGCAGUAUGCACGGCUGAAAGCUGUCAAGCUGCUCACCCCUGAUAUGAUAGCAGAGUUUGAUGAGUUGCACGGCGUGAUGGACAAAGAAUCCAGUGAGACCCCAGAGGUUUCUGCUGCAGAGGGUGGGCAAGUCAGGAAAUUGGACGUGGGGACUCAAGUUGAUGUACAACAGCUUGAGGAUCAUGCUGUGCUUCUGGCUUCCCAUCCUACAGCCAAGUGUGCCAGUCCAGUGGGCCAUACUUCUGGGACUCCACCAGAGAUCAUGUCAGUCCCUCAAAGCACCGCCUUCAAGACGCCCCCCCUCCCCACAAAGAAGAGGAGGAAGUCAACAGAGAGCACGUCCUCAUCUCAAGGGAGCACCCUGUCUAGCCAAAAGAGGCGGGCAAAGCGCCGGCGGAAAGCUUGUCCUUCUCCUCAGCCAGUGGACUCCCUGAAGUCAUGGGCUGACUGCACUAGCACCCCUGCUGUGGAGAAAGCAAAGCCUCCUGGCCCAGCCAGCCUCCACACCCCACAGCCCUGCCCGCUGAUGGUCACCAAGGGCCGGGUACCCUUGGGCAUGUCAGCUGCCCAGAAUUGUUCGACUCCAGCUCCUCCACGAAGCCUGAAUGCAACUUUUGUCCUCUGUGAGGAUCCCUGUCCUAAUUCGAAGUGUAUCGUUCCUGAAUUUCCUGCUUGGGAGAGUAUUGAGCACCUCUCUAACCACCAGGGGGCGCCUCUCAUACCCAGGGCCUCUAUGCCAAUGUUCACCAUGAAGGGCUCCUCCAUCCCGAGGUCCGUGUCCUUGGCCUCCAGAGCAUCCAUGCAGAAGAGGAAGCGCACCACAAGUUCUGCCUCCCACUCGCUGAGUGCCCCACAGAGCCGCAUCGCCAGGCGACAGCGUAGCAGCGUGAAGUCUUCACAAGCUGUGGACGCAUCAGGACAUCCCUCUUGCAAUUUUGCAUGGAAAUGGCGGUAGGAUUCUGUACUUCCGGGAGGAUCACUGCAUCUCGCUCUAUGAUGGUGCUCUACUGAUGCCUUCUUGCAAAUUAUCGCUUUCCACUCUUUGGACUCUUGGGAGUUCUCAAGCCUUGUACUAUAUAAUCUGUAUUUAAUAUAGAUGAAUUCAUGUUAUGCUUUCUUGACCCUGGCUCCUAUAUAAGCCAGGCUUAUGUACCUACAAGUAACAAAUGGAGGCAGAACAGCAAUGCAUAUUUUUAAAUAAACUGUUUAAAAAAAACAAA